AUGGUGAACGUCGACCAAAAGGCAGUCCUCAUCGUUAUCGAUGGCUGGGGUGUUGCCAGCGAGAAGUCCCGCAAGGAUGGCGACGCAAUUCUCGCUGCUGACACUCCUACCAUGGACGGCUUCGCUGCAGACGGCUCCAAGACUGCCCAGGGCUAUACCGAGCUCGAGGCUUCGUCCCUCGCCGUCGGCCUUCCGGAAGGCCUCAUGGGCAACAGCGAGGUCGGACAUUUGAACAUCGGCGCAGGCAGGGUCGUCUGGCAGGACGUUGUUCGCAUUGACCAGACCAUCAAAACCGAAAAGCUGAAGGACGUCAAGACCAUCCAGGAAUCCUUUGGCCGCGCUAAGAAUGGAAACGGUAGGCUCCAUCUUUGCGGUCUCGUUUCUGACGGCGGUGUCCACUCCCACAUCAACCACUUGGUCGCCCUUCUCAAGGUUGCAAAGGACACUGGAGUCCCCAAUGUCUUCAUCCACUUCUUCGGUGAUGGCCGAGACACCGACCCCAAGUCUUCUGCGCGUUACAUGGAGGACUUGCUCAAGGCGACCAAGGAGAUCGGACUUGGCGAAAUCGCAACCGUCGUUGGACGAUACUUCAUCAUGGACCGUGACAAGAGGUGGGAUCGCGUUGAGAUCGGUCUCAAGGGAUUGGUCGUGGGAGAGGGCGAGGACAGCAGCGAUCCCGUCGCUACUAUCAAGGAACGUUAUGAGAAGGGAGAGACCGAUGAGUUUUUGAAGCCUAUUAUUGUAGGUGGAAAGGACCGAAGAAUCCAGGAUGGAGACACUGUCUUCACCUUCAACUACCGUUCCGACCGUGUUCGCGAGUUCACCCAGCUCUUGGGCGGUUUCGACCGAUCCCCCAAACCCGACUUCCCAUACCCCAAGGACAUCUCGCUGACGACGAUGACCCAAUACAAUGUCCAAUUCCCAUACCCAAUUGCCUUCCCUCCCCAGCGCAUGAACGAUGUCCUCGCGGAGUGGCUCGCCAAGCAGGGCGUCAAACAAUGUCACGUUGCCGAGACGGAGAAGUACGCACACGUUACUUUCUUCUUCAACGGCGGUGUUGAGAAGCAGUUCGACAACGAGGAACGUGAGAUGGUUCCAUCGCCCAAGGUUGCCACCUACGACCUCCAGCCCAAGAUGAGCGCCAUGGCCGUAGCAGAGAAGCUGUGUGAGAGAAUCAAGGAGGGCAAGUUCGAAUUCUUGAUGAACAACUUCGCACCCCCAGACAUGGUCGGACACACUGGAGUCUACAAGGCCGCCAUUGAGGGCGUGUCUGAGACUGACAAGGCUAUCAAGCUUGUCUACGAGCAGUGCAAGGAGAGCGGCUACGUUCUGUUUGUCACAGCCGAUCAUGGCAACGCUGAAGAGAUGCUCAACGAGGAGGGCAAGCCCAAGACCUCACACACUACCAACAAGGUCCCCUUCGUUAUGGCCAAUGCUCCUGAGUCUUGGAACCUGAAGAAGACUGACGGUGUUCUCGGCGAUGUCGCCCCUACGAUCCUUGCAACCAUGGGUCUCCCGCAGCCCGAAGAUAUGGACGGUCACAGCUUGUUGGUCAAGUCUUAG
This is a messenger RNA of Aaosphaeria arxii CBS 175.79, 1563 nucleotides long. RefSeq names its product 2,3-bisphosphoglycerate-independent phosphoglycerate mutase. The transcript is spliced from 3 exons. Gene Ontology annotation, biological process: glucose catabolic process. Lineage: Eukaryota; Fungi; Ascomycota; Dothideomycetes; Pleosporales. Gene Ontology annotation, cellular component: cytoplasm. Gene Ontology annotation, molecular function: manganese ion binding. Bases 1 to 1563 code for a protein of 520 amino acids. The record is from RefSeq and is a predicted model, not a curated record.